Molecule: messenger RNA, 9439 nt
Organism: Marmota monax (woodchuck)
Lineage: Eukaryota; Metazoa; Chordata; Mammalia; Rodentia; Sciuridae
Gene: Tssk4
Product: testis specific serine kinase 4
Exons: 4
Coding region: 5512-6528 (338 amino acids)
Biological process (GO): microtubule cytoskeleton organization; protein phosphorylation; intracellular signal transduction
Cellular component (GO): cytoplasm
Molecular function (GO): ATP binding; tau-protein kinase activity; protein serine/threonine kinase activity
Source: RefSeq, a predicted model, not a curated record
CUUCCGUCUUCACGGGCGGGGACCUCAGCCCGGCGGAAGGUUCCUUUCUGGAUCCUAGCGGGUCUCUUGCUGUGCGUUUGUUUCGCGGACUGCAUUCUACCAAGGCCUGGUAGUUAGCAUGCAACAUCCUUUCGGGAUAAGAAUCGCCGUCCGCCUGUCUCCAGGAAGAUUUAGGGCGCGAGAGCCCGGGCAGGUAGCGCCCACCUUUGGCUUGAGCGGUCGGAGGCCUGAAAUGGAGCAUUGGCGGUGGCUGAGUCCCCGUCCAGUGGACGCCCUGAAGCGUUUGCGGGCUGAACCAAUGGGACUGCCGGGGCGAGCCCUGGGAGGCGGUUGGUGGCCCCCAACCCAAGCUGGGUGAGGAUUUGCACGUCGGUCUCAUUCAAGGGUACUACGCCUGAAUAUCCUCAUUCCUUCCAUCUAUCAACAGUGGCUCCGCGUAAGAAUGAUAAAUAUUUGAAGUGUUUUCCCAAAGCUGCUGGAGGCUUCCCUGGCCGUACGACGACUAUUCAGUACCUGGCGAUAAGUAGGCUGGAGCCGGGUCAGGUGCAGAGGCACGCGGAGAUAGGGUGUCUCACUUCCAUCGGCGAGUUGGGCUGCUUAUAGGGUUUUUAAUUGGAGGUAAAUAAUCUGGUUGACUUUUCGUCUCUCUAGAUACGUUUGUGCUUAGAUCUCUAGAUACAUGCUCUGGGUUUAUUAUUUGGGAUUCUCUUAAUUUUGUAUGCUUAUUAUUUUGAAAAACUUUGUCAUUGUCUGCCUCAGCUUUUGUUCUUAGUACUGGGAUGUAACCCCCAUUCCCCAUGCUCUACCACUGAACUACAGCCCCAGUCCUUUUUAUUUUAUCUUAUUUUGAGACAGGAUCUCGCUAGGUUGCCCAUACAGGUCUAGAUCUUGUGAUCCUCCUGCCCCAGCCCCCAACCGUAAUUACAGGCAUGUAAUUAGGACCUGCUUGUCUCAGCUAUUUUUAAAUGGGCUCUGCAGUCAGGGGAGUUAUUUCCGGAAGUCCGACCUCUAGGCAAUGACUUAUGCUACCUGGGAAUAACUUGUAUGGAAGUUGACUUAAAGUUCUCUCUCCCCAGGGAAAGAAGUACUGUGAAAAAUCCUAAGAGGCUUCAAGCCUCAGAAUUCCUUUAUUUACCCACCUCUGUCAUUGCUCUCUCUGACUCAGCCUUUCUCCCUAUAAACAGGUGAAGUUCCAGGAAGUAGGGGUUUGAGUUUAUUAGACUAUGAUUUUUCUUGUCAUUCUUUCCCCACCCCCCAAAGGGGUCUUGCUAUGUUUCCCAUUCUGGCCUGGAACUUGGGGCUCAAGUGAUCCUCCGGGCCUCAGCUGCCUGAGGAACUGGGACUACAGAUGUGCAGCACGGAACAGACUCAAUAAUGAAUGAUUUUUGUAACUACAAAAGUAAUUUAUAAGCUGGGCCCAAAUUUGAGGCCAGCCUCAGAAAUUUUGCAGGACCCUGUCCUAAAUUAAGAAAUAAAAAUAAAAAAGUCUAGGUAAUGUAGCUCAGUUGAUAAAGCACCAGUACCCGCCCCCCCCCCCCCCAAAGCAACUUACAGUAACUUGGAAAUAAUCUUUUUUAAAUACCUUAUUUUGCUACAGGGUCUCCCUGAGUUGCUUAAGGCCUUGAUAAGUUGCUGAGGCUGGCUUUGAACUCAUGAUCCUCCUGCCUCAGCCUCCUGACAACUAGGAUUAUGGGCAUUCACCAUUGGUCCAGUUGAAAUCAUCACAACUACCUGGUGUCUCAAACCAGAAAUAGGACCUUGAUCUCAAUUCUCCCAAAUAUCAGUGUCAUUAAAUUCCCUCUACUUAUUGCCCAAAUAUCUUCCAAUACUUGCUUUCCACCAUUUCUUUGGAAAGAGCUCCAUCCUCUCUCACCUCAGUUACUGUAACAGCCAUCUUGUUAGUGUGGUCACUCUCCCUUGGAUCAUUUUUCACACUGCUACUGGAAGGAUCUUUAAAAAUCUGUAUCUCAGGGGAGGGCUUGCUGUAUGUCAGCUUUUUUAUUUUUUUGAACAAGCUCCAAUCUUGAUGCACAACAAGAUUUGACCCUGAGUAUAUGAGAUAAAGUGUAAAUAGCUUAACAUAUGAACCCUCUCAGACCUGUAUUCUAGUUCUGAGAUUAGAUAGAUAGAUAAGAAAGAAAAGAGAGAGAGAGAAAGAAAGAAAGAAUUUCUUAAGGGGAAGGGAGGGAGGGAAAGAAUUUCUUAAGGUAUAGUCCCUUUCUGGAGUUCUGUCCUGUACUUGAGUUCAAAUCCUGAACAUGGUGUUCUCUCAAGCCUGCAGGCCUCAUAUUGUUCUUCCUACAUAGACUGCCCAAUCUACCAUUUCCUAUUUACCUGCCUAGAGAACUUUUUUUGGGGGGCAGUACAAACAACACCAUCUCUAUAAAGCCUUCUUUCCCCUCUCCUUCCAGGUUUGUUCAUAGCAAUUCAUCUCUCUGUACCGUCAUUUUAUUUAUAUAAAAUCCCUUGUUAAUUGCUAACUCCUCAAAGGAGACUGAUAUAUCUGUUUUUGUAUCUUCAGGAUCUAGCAAUGUUUUCAUAUAUACUAGGCAGCUUAAUACAUGCUCCUUGAGUGAACUGUUUUACUCCCUAAACACAUGAGGGACUAGAGCUAUCACUAAGGUACCUAUCUAUCCAGGGACCAGUUUUGUGGGAGCAAAAGACAGGCUUUCUUACCAUUGGUGUUCCUUCAUAGACUGAGGAUGUAGAGCUGACUUCCAGCAGAACUUUGGAACUAUACUGCCAGCAGGGUCAGACUGUCAGUAGGGGAAUUUUACCAGUAGCCUGUGGCAUAAUCUGUUCUUUUUGUUUUGUUUUGGGGGAUGGAAGACAUGAGACUAAAUCCUUGCUCUUUCCUGUCCACCCCUCCCAUCUUAAAUCCAAAGAACCUGGGACUACAGCCUCCUGUCCUCCUCACUGUCAUUUCCACCGAACUUGUUCUUCCAUUCCACUGAGACCUGCAACCUAUCCUUCUGCCCUUUUGGUCUGUUUCUAGCUUGUCUUCCUUACCUAUAUAGUGUAGAUUCCACAUUCCAUUAUUGUGACCACAUUCUUGCCUGUGCUCUUGGUGCCUCUACCAUUAUUUCAUUUUAGUUGCCAAACAAAACUGUAAUCUUAGAUUGAAUUAUCCACCAGUAUUCAAGCACCUACAGCUAAGAUGCUAAAAGAAUCUCAACAUUGUAUGUCUCUAAGUUUUAUUUUCCAGCCUCGCUUGGACUUUCAUUGCUAACCAGUCCCUGUUCAUUUCUAAACCAGGUCCUUUCCAUUCUCUACAAUUCAUUCUUUUCAAACCUCUGACUUCAACUUUCUUUGCAUCACUGGACUCCCUGCUUAGCCUCAUAGGAGCUACAAACAAGAAAAUCAGUUUUGCAUACUCUUUGGGUGCUGUGACAGUGAAAGUAUCAGAGCUGUGAGCGUACCCAGAACUAACUUAACCUUGAGCUGUCAAUAAAGGCUUCCUAAAAACAGCUCCACACCAUAGUCACAGCUGGUCAGGAGGCUGAGACAGUAGUUUGAGACCAACCUGGGCAACUUAGUGAACCUAUCUCAUUAGGAAAGGGCAGUGGGAAUUGUCCUGCCAAGCAUACACAAGGCUCUGGACUUCAACCUCCACCCACUACCACUAAGCAAGACCAAAAAAAAAAAAAAAAAAAUCCCAAACUUAGUGAAAGAAGAAUAGGAGUUUUCCAGGCAAACAGAACAAAGAUGGAAAAGCAGUUCUGUUUGGUUGGCACAUUGUUAUGUGUGCGUUAAAAGAUGAAAGUUGGAGCACUAAGUGAGGUGUGCAUGUCUUUAAUCGAGUGACUUGGGAGACUAAGGAAGGAAAGUUUGAGGCCAGUCUCAGCAACAUAGUGAGACCCUGUCUCAAAAAUAAAAAGGACUGAGGAUAUAACUCAGUAGUAAAGCAUCCCUAGGUUUAAUCCUUAGUAUGCAGUACCAAAAAUAAAAGUUGGAGAAGUGGGCAGGUUUAUCUUAAAUCCAAAUGGAAAAAAAAAAGAAAGAAAGAAAAGAAACAAUCCCGAGGUGAAUAAGAAGACAUUGAAUUGUUCUAAAUGGGAAGAAAAUCAGAUUUAUCCCAUGGACUUCAGUGAAUAGACAGACUUAGGGGAGCAGAGACUUGCUAGGAUAAUCAGUUGAAUGAUUGAGGCUUGAAGUAAGGGAGGAAUGGUGGACUUGGAGAACCAUGAGUACAUUGUUGAUAUAUUUAGGAGGUUUGAGUGACAAGACUUGGUGAUAGAUUGGAUGUAGGGACCAAAGCAGCAGGGGAAUCUGGGAUGACAUUUGUGUGUCUAAAGACAACUAGUGUAGAACUUACAGAAAGGAAAAGUCAGAGAUGAAAAUAAGAAGUUCAGUUUUGUGCAUGAUGAGUUUGAGGUGCCUGAUAUCUGUGAUGUCUAGUAGGCAAGUGGGCACUGUAUCCAAAACCACAGAGAUAUCUGAGGUGCAGAUGAGAUUAGGAGCAGUCAGCAUAAACGUGGUAAUUGAAGCCUUGGGAGGGGAUGAGAUCCUUAAGAAAGGAAGUGGAGAUCUGAGAUAAUUGGGCUUGGGAUACGAUUAAGGAAUAGAUGGAGGAGCUGUAGCUCAGUGGUAGAUUGUUUGCCUAAUAUGUACAAAGCCUUGGGUGCAACCCUCAGCACUGUGAGGGGGAAAAAAAAGAUAGAUGAGGCUCCUGUGGAAGGAAUGACCAGAAGCAUGAGAAGAAAAUUAGAAAAUUUAGGGUCCUGAAAAGCAAGAAUGCCUUUCAGUGUCAAGUUUCUAGAAUGAGCGAGACAUGGUGGUGCAGGCCUAUAAUCCCAGCAAUUCAGGAGGCUGAGGCAGGAGGAUUAGGUGUUCAAAGCCAGCCUCGGAAAAUCAGUGAGAUCCUAUCUGUAAAAUAAAAUUUAGAAACACGGCGGUGGGUGGGGGGUGCUGAGGAUAUGGCUUAGUGGUUAAGCCCCCUGUGUACAAUUCCCGAUUUAAAAAAAAAAAAUCCUGGAAUGAGCUUUAACACCUAGUAGUUCUUCAUAAUAUACUCGUGUAUGUCUUGCUGAUAAUAAUAUACUCUUGUAUGGGUUGCUCUUGACCUUAUUGAUUAAUUUAGUGUUCAUAGAAAGUGCUCAGUAAAUCUGAAGUAAUGGGGAGUCUCCGUGGGGGAGUCUCACCAGAUUGCAGAACAUGCCUUUAUGAAUGAAUAUGUUCCAAACCACACAUUCUCAAGCUUUGUGGCCAGUGAUCAUGGAUAGAAAGUGGAUUGUGAUGUGUACAGAACUUGGGAUCUUAGGAAGUUCCGUAACGGAAGAAGUAACAACAGCCAGUGGAGACAAAAAGAAUUGCUUCUCUGUUCUUUCCCACUCCAAGUUCUUAGUGGAGGAUUGAGCCCAGCAUCCCAGACUUGUGUGACUAUAUAUGCAAGCAUUCAAAGUCUCAACUUGAUUUUGGUCCCUUAGCCAUCAAUGGCUCAAGGUGUUGGCCUCUGAAUAGACAGAGGCAUCUUAAGUAGCAAAACUCCUUACUUUAAGCAAACCCAAAAUCAUGAAGGGAGACACCAUGGAGUCAGCACCACCCACCGCAGCCUAUCGCUCUGUCAUGGAAGAGUAUGGUUAUGAGGUGGGCAAGGUCAUAGGCAAUGGCUCCUAUGGGACUGUGUAUGAGGCUUACUACACAAAGCAGAAGGUCAUGGUGGCUGUCAAGAUCAUCUCAAAGAAGAAGGCCUCUGAAGACUAUCUUAACAAGUUCCUGCCCCGCGAGAUACAGGUAAUGAAAGUCUUGCGGCACAAGUACCUCAUCAACUUCUAUCAGGCCAUUGAGACAACAUCCCGAGUGUACAUCGUUUUGGAGCUGGCUCAAGGUGGUGAUGUUCUUGAAUGGAUCCAGCGCUUUGGGGCCUGCUCUGAGCCCCUUGCUGGCAAGUGGUUCUCCCAGCUGACCCUGGGUAUCGCCUACCUGCACAGCAAGGGCAUCGUGCACCGCCUGACCCCCAGCCUUUCUGCUGCUAGUAGGGAUUUAAAGUUGGAGAACCUGUUGCUGGACAAGCGGGAGAAUGUGAAGAUAUCGGACUUCGGCUUCUCUAAGAUGGUGCCUUCUAACCAGCCUGUGCGUAGUAGCUCUUCUUACCGCCAAGUGAACUUAUUUUCCCACCUCAGCCAGACCUACUGUGGCAGCUUUGCUUAUGCCUGCCCGGAGAUCUUGCUAGGCUUGCCCUACAAUCCUUUCCUGUCUGACACCUGGAGCAUGGGCGUCAUCCUCUACACUCUAAUGGUCGCCCAUCUGCCCUUUGAUGACACCAAUCUCAAGAAGCUGCUGAAAGAGACUCAGAAGGAGGUCACUUUCCCAUCUAACUGCACCGUCUCCCAGGAGUGCAAGAACCUGGUCCUCCAGAUGCUACGCCCAGCUACCAAGCGUGCCACCAUCCUGGACAUCCUCAAGGAUCCCUGGGUGGUCAAAUUCCAGCCUGAGCAACCCACAUAUGAGAUCAGGUUACUUGAGGCUGUGUGCCAGUACCCCGACAACAGUAAUCGUCGUCGCCAGUCUUUGGAAGUCAGGAGCUGAAAAUAACUAAGGCAAGGUGCUGAGAGGAGCAAAGUAGGAGGGUCUGGGGCUUUUAUACCAAAAAUAAAUCUAAUUCUGACAGUUUCAUCAGUUAGGGUGGAUUUUCUGGCCAGAUCCUGUAACCAGUAAUCUUGACACUUGUGUAGGUCAACAAUAAUUCGAUGCAGUUCAUGGGGGUGGUGGGUGUGUGUGUGUGGGGGGGGGGGUGUCAGAUACUCAGAUUAAUACCCAAUUAAGUAUGCACUUAAUGUUCAAGAAGUGGGACAAAAGCUCUACUUUAUAGUUCUGCCUAUCUAUAGUCCAAAAUGAUAGCAUUGUAUGUUCUUUCACAAAUGAAUAUUAGGCCAUAUUUAGUACUUUGGCUCCUCCUUCCUUCAGUGCCACCUUAACUACUAUUGAAAUAAUACCAGGUAGUCAGGACUCCUUGUACUGUUGCUCCCAGACAUAGAAGUGACAAGAGUCUUCAAGUCACACCAAGUCUUCUCGUUAUGAAAGCUAAGAACUAGUGAGUUCUAGAUAAAGGAAAGCUACUUGCUCUAUCUAUCCCUGUAUUCUCCCUCCCUGUCCUUGAAAUGUGCUUUGCAAAGGAAAAUGGGGAAGUCAUGACUGAGAAAAGCAGUUAACACUAGAGAUGGCUCCAUGGAAGUUUGCUUACCCUCAACACUAGGCACCUUUAGGAUAAACCAACUUCAAAGGUAAAGUUAUUUCCCUAGAAUACAUGUUGAGAUUUAGAAACACCCAUUUGUUCUAUGUUCCAACCCCUUCUCAUGACUCAUUGUUCACAUGUUCAGUGCUUAAAACAGCUUUAAGACAGAGAAGAGUUUCAAGUGUACGUGAGAGAGUAUAGACACUGGUGAUCCAUCUACCCAAUUUUAUUGAUAACAAGGGCACUGUAACUGCUAUCAAAGAGAAUGGAGCCCAGGGGUCCCUGCAGCAAGAUCCUUCAGCGUUCAGCCAGGGAUGGAAGGGCAACAGGUCCCUUUCUCAUACAGGCAUACUACCACAUCAGCAAGACCUCCCAAAAAAGCUGUGCUUCUUUAGCUUGGCAUUUGGCACUUAAGGAAAAGGGACCAAUGAAGGCAGCAGGAGGAGGACAAACCCAGACUCAGGAUACCCACUCAGCCAACUGUUUUAAUUCUUCAUCUUCAUCCUCUUUGGGAGCUUUGAGGACAGGGACACCCAGAAAAAGAAAGGAGAAAUGUUAAAGCCUCAGUAACUUCUAGCUAUGCCCUACUGUGAACCCUGGAGCCUACUGAAGUGUGUCUCCCCAGCAAAGAACCUAAAGGUGUGUAGUCCUGCUUUUGAGGCUGCUACUCAUUCCCACAGCACCUUAAUGCAAAUUAGAAAAAGCUUCCUUUUGUUCCCAGCAUUUGCAUCCCUAAAGCAGGGUACACAGCUUGCAGUACUCCACUGAGUGGAGCACAGGUUGGAUUCUGGAUUUCAUCCACACUCCCUUUUAGUCAGAUGCUAUUACACAGUCAACAACCUGCAUAUGUGGCAGGAUGGAUGGGGAACAGUCUUACCCCAUAUCUCCCCACAUCAUCAAGUCUUCCAGACAACAAAUAGUCCUGGUUACCUGGCCCUGCAGGCAGAUGUGUAGAAGGUACACUAGGCAAUUUGACUGGGGGUUCUUCUUCCUCAUUGCCCACAUUUAACAACUCCUGGGCCAAUUUCUCCUGCUCUAGUUCCUCUAGCUCUUCCAGUAAUUCAUCCUGGAUAUCGGAUGACAAAAAAGUUAAAGACCAAGAAAAGAAAUUUCAACUUUCAAACAGAUCACUUUUGAAAUUCCCUUCCAAAUCUGCCCCAAGAGCUUCUGUUGGGCAUUCAUUCUGGCCAGUCUCAGCUUCUCUAAUAGUCCCUGACCCCUCACCCCCCAUUACCUCAUCCACAUCAUCUCCAAAGCCCACAGGCCGAGAAAUGGCAUCUGAGAUCUGCUGGGCCAGUUCCUGUUGUUCUGUGAUAUCAGCCAUCAAUUCAUCCACCUUGUCAAUGUCCCUGAGAACAAGAUGUACAGUGAAGAAAUCAGGCAAGACCCCUACCCCGAAUUCCUUAUAUCACAUGAAUGAAACCCUUCUGUCUUGUGGCCUCAUACUAAUAAAUUGAUGGCAGGAAAAAAGGUAGAAUCAAGUCUGGGCCAAGGAACAGCAAAAAGCCACAAUGGAAAGUACAGGCUGUGCUAAUGAUCUUUAAAAAUUAAAGAAAUCAUCUUUUCUCCCUAGAAUGAAUGGCCCAGCAAUAGGAUCUUUCUUGAAGGAAUCAAGGAGGCAGACAGGUCUUCUUAUCACAAGUUUACACAAGUUCAUAUUCUGAAAGGCUUUAAAGUUGAAAGUGUUUAAGUUGUGGGUGUAGCUCUGUGGUAAAGUGCUUGCCUCGCAUGUGGAAGGUCCUGAGUUCAAUCCCCAGUGUUACCAAAACCAAAAAAACCUUGAAAGUAUAAUCCCAAACCAUCCUUCCCAGUGUAUAGGUACUCUCCUCCUCUGCCCCGUACCUACAUGUCCUGGUAGGCUUUUUUCAUGCCUUGAGCAGCAACCUCCAUAGUACGAAGCACUUCUGCAUUGGUGGUGGCAUUCUCAAUCGCUUCACGCUGAAACUCCAGGGUGGAUAAUGUUCCAUCGGUUUGUGCCAGCUGCUGUUCCAAUCUUUUCUUUCUCCGCAAAGCCUGCAGGGCAGCUGACCCAGCCCACAUCCUGAACAUCAGAGUCAGAAAUACCCGAUUCCCACCUGGGCCCUCCCCAGUGGCUCCUUUCCCUUAUUACCUCUUUUGUUCUUGGUCCCAUGCUUCUUGGCUGUUUGUAGCUCCUGCUGAAUCUUCUGUUCCAGAAACUCCUGUUUUUUGAUCAGUAUCUUCUCAGUCUCCUUCAGUUUCUGUAUUGCUUCUUCAGGGGUUGGCCCCUUUUCCUUCUUCCCUGAA